GCUUAGGCAGAGUGUGAGAGAAAACUCUAGACAAUCUAUUGCAAGAGGAGAAAGAAUUGAGAAUGAUACUCAAGGAAUCGAGAAUGAAGACAAGGAGCUGCUCAUUGGAGAAAGGAGAAGUACUUAUAAACUUGAUGAACUUAAUUCGAAAUUGAAGAUGUACCUUAAGCUCGAGAAAUCGCACUUUAGGAUUAGAACAAUAUUAGUUGUACUACUUCCUUUCCUAACUAUUACUAUCUUUGCUUUGCUUAGAGGUACUAAGACUUUUGAUUCAAUUGCAGGACCUAAUUUUGGAAGAUGCACUGUCUCAGACUACAUUUUCCUUGCAGCAGAGAUUGUCAUCCUGUUUAUCUUGAGUGGCGUCAACAUAAUGCUUCUAAAGAGAGAAUAUCAAGACAAACUUUCAUGCGGGUACCAAUUCGUUAAAGGAGACAUUGUCUGGGAUUCUAAAUCAAUUGUCAGAUUUGUUCUCUUUGCUAUUAUCGCAGGUUUCAUAUCAGGAGCAGUUGGUCUCAGUGGAGGUAUCUUGUUUACUCCUUUGUUCCUCGAUUUCGGAGUUCCUCCCACUGUGGCUUCAGGUACAUCCAUGUUCAUGGCGAUGUUUGCAACUCUAAGCUCAACAAUCAUGUUUAUGUUCAAUGGAUACAUCAUCUACGACUUCGCAUUUUGGCUGGCAUUCUUUUCGGUGGUCGGCACAGCCGCAGGAAUCACCAUAAUUGGAGGCGCUGUCAAGAAAUCAGGAAAAACUCAGAUUUUGGUGUGGCUGUUGGCCUUCGUGAUUUUGGCAAGCUGCAUUGCUGACGGAGUGGUCGGAUUACUAGAAACAAUUGAUACUCCUAAAGGAGAAAUGUUCAAAUUCAGAAGCUAUUGCCCAGAAGAUAAAGCUAAUAUGUUUAUGUAUCAAUAAAGAGUCA
Moneuplotes crassus is the source of this 914-nucleotide messenger RNA. Lineage: Eukaryota; Ciliophora; Spirotrichea; Euplotida; Euplotidae. The record is from the annotation of a GenBank genome assembly.